CUGUCACUCAGCCGGGUCCUGUCCUAGCAGAAGGCGUCGCUCCCGCCGCCGGACGCCGGCCCAUGGACGCCGCGCUCCUCCUCGCCCUCGGGCUGCUGGCCCAGAGCCUGUGCCUGUCAGUGGGGGUCCCCGGGCUGAGGAGGCCGCAUACCCUGUACCCCUGGCACCGGAUGCCGGCACCGGGCCGCGUGCGGAGAGCCUGGGUCAUCCCUCCCAUCAGUGUGUCCGAGAACCACAAGCGCCUGCCCUUCCCCCUGGUGCAGAUCAAGUCGGACAGGCAGCAGCUGGGCAGCAUCAUCUACAGCAUCCAGGGGCCCGGCGUGGACGAGGAGCCCCGGGGGAUCUUCUCCAUAGACAAGUUCACAGGGAAGGUGUCCCUGAAUGCCGUGCUGGACCGAGAGAAGACAGACCGCUUCAGGCUCAGGGCCUUUGCUCUGGACCUGGGGGGGUCCACCCUGGAGGAGCCCACGGACCUGGAGAUCGUGGUUGUGGACCAGAACGACAACCGGCCUGUCUUCCGGCAGGAGGUGUUCACUGGCCGGGUGCUGGAGGGCGCCGUCCCAGGAACCUACGUGACCAGGGCUGAGGCCACGGAUGCGGACGACCCGGAGACGGACAACGCGGCCCUGCGAUACUCCAUUCUGGAGCAGGGCGGCCCUCAGCUCUUCAGCAUUGACCCGCACACGGGGGAGAUCCGCACGGUUCAAGUGGGCCUGGACCGCGAGGCGGUCGCCGUGUACAACCUGACCCUGCAGGUGGCGGACAUGUCUGGAGACGGCCUCACCGCCACUGCCUUGGCCGUCAUCACCCUGGAGGAUGUCAACGACAACGCCCCCGAGUUCACCAGGGCUCAGUUCUUCCUGGAGGCCACAGAGGCCGUCAGCGGAGUGGACGUGGGGCGGCUGGAGGUAGAGGACCGGGACCUGCCCGGCUCCCCCAACUGGGUGGCCAGGUUCACCAUCCUGGAGGGCGACCCUGACGGGCAGUUCGCCAUCCGCACCGACCCCAGGACCAACGAGGGUGUGCUGUCUGUGGUGAAGCCGCUGGACUACGAGAGUCGGGAGCACUACGACCUCAAAGUGGCGGCGCAGAACGAGGCUCCCCUGCAGGCGGCGGCCCCCAGGGCCGAGCGGGGCCAGGCCAGGGUCAGCGUGCAGGUGCGGGAUGUCAACGAGGCGCCCGUGUUCCAGCAGAACCCACUGCGGACCAGCCUGGCCGAGGGGGCGGCCCCAGGAACCCCCGUGGCCACCUUCUCUGCCCGAGACCCUGACACACAGCAGCCGCAGAGGCUCAGCUACUCCAAGGACUAUGACCCUGAAGACUGGCUGCAAGUGGACGGGGCCACUGGCCGGGUCCAGACCCAGCGCGUGCUCAGCCCCGCAUCCCCCUUCCUCAAGGACGGCUGGUACAGGGCCAUCAUCCUGGCCCGAGAUGAUGCCUCCCCACCCAGCACGGCCACAGGGACCCUGUCUGUUGAGAUCCUGGAGGUCAACGACCACGCCCCUGAACUGUCCCCGCCGUGGGGCAGCCUGUGCAGCACACCAGAGCAGGGCUCCGGUCUUCUCUUGGGGGCCACGGAUGAGGACCUGCCCCCCCACGGGGCCCCCUUCCACUUCCAGCUGAGCCCCAGGCUCCCAGAGCUGGCCCGGAACUGGAGCCUCAGCCAGGUUAACGUGAGCCACGCGCGCCUGCGGCCCAGGCUCCAGGUCCGGGAGGGGCUGCACCGCCUGAGCCUGCUGCUCCAGGACUCGGGACAGCCGCCCCAGCAGCGCGAGCAGCCCCUGAACGUGACCGUGUGCCGCUGCGGCCUGGACGGCGCCUGCCUGCCGGGGGCCGCUGCGCUGCGGGCGGGUGGCGCGGGCAUCAGCCUGGGCGCCCUGGUCAUCGUGCUGGCCAGUAUCAUCCUGCUGCUCUUGCUCGCCCUGCUGGUGGCCCUCCUGGUGCGGUGCCGGCAGCAGUCGUGUGACAAGAGGCUUUUGCACGGGCUGCAGGACGACCUUCGGGACAACAUCCUCAACUACGACGAGCAGGGGGGCGGGGAGGAGGACCAGGAUGCCUAUGACAUGGACCAGCUGCGCCACCCGGCAGAGCUGGCGGCCCUGGGCGCCCCGCUGGGACGGCCUUCUCUGCGCAGAGACGCCCCGUUCGGCCGAUCGCACCCCCAGGCCCCCCGCGUGCUGCCCACCAGCCCCUCUGACAUCGCUGACUUCAUCAACGAGGGCUUAGAGGCCGUGGACAGCGACCCCGCCGUCCCUCCCUACGACACGGCUCUCAUCUAUGACUACGAGGGGGAUGGAUCCGUGGCAGGCACGCUGAGCUCCAUCCUGUCCAGCCUGGGUGAUGAGGACGCAGACUACAGCUGCCUCUGGGACUGGGGGCCCCGCUUUGCCCGGCUGGCCGACUUGUACGGGCCCCGUGAGGGCACCAGGGAAGAGGCUUUCUGAUGGGGACCUGCACCCACCCUGCUGAGGGCACGGCCUCCCGGACACAGGGCAGACCACAGGCGCCUGAGCGGACACGCCGGACUCGGCUGUGUGUCGAGAUGGACAAAGGGCCCUGCGCCCCACCCUGGGGCCUUGGCCGGCCUGGUCUCAGCCAGGGGAAGUCAGGGCCCAAAGCCUAGAGUGGAGUGGCCAGAAGGAGGCGCCCCUCCUGCCCCGUCAGUUGCCUCCAAUGGGAUCAGAGGCCCCAUUCCCAGCUCUGCUUCCCACCCAUGCUGAUCUCAUCUCUGUAUGAAAGGAAGCAGCUCUCGGGCAAACAUGAAUUAAAAACGUGCUCAUCUCUCCAA
Messenger RNA from Lagenorhynchus albirostris (white-beaked dolphin), 2788 nucleotides. RefSeq names its product cadherin 15 (gene CDH15). The transcript is spliced from 14 exons. Gene Ontology annotation, cellular component: catenin complex; plasma membrane; adherens junction. Gene Ontology annotation, biological process: homophilic cell-cell adhesion; cell morphogenesis; cell-cell junction assembly. Gene Ontology annotation, molecular function: cadherin binding; calcium ion binding. The coding region runs from base 63 to 2444 and encodes 793 amino acids. The record is from RefSeq and is a predicted model, not a curated record. NCBI's taxonomy places the organism in Eukaryota, Metazoa, Chordata, Mammalia, Artiodactyla, Delphinidae.